GUGUAGGUCAGAGGACAGCUUUUUUGGUAAGUUCUCUCCUCCCAUCGUGUGGGUGCCAGGGAUAGUGCUCAGGUUGCCAGGCUUGGUAGCAAGCACCUUUUCCCCUUGACCCAUCUCCUGAGACAGGCUCUUAUGGAGCCCUAGCUGUCCUUCAAUGCCUUACAUAUCUAAGGAUAACCUUGAUUUCCUGUGAUGUGCUGGGAUAGCCGGUAACUCUGCACCUCGGGGUAGCUUUUCAGACUGUUGGAAGAUUAUUGAAGGAGGAAGUCGGUGACUCCUGCUCUAGCGACCAGGAGGCAGAGUCAGGAGGCUUUUUCAUUAUAAGGUCAGCUUGAGCUAGACAGAUGGACCGUGGGAACCUCACUGACCUUCCAGAGACAAGACAGCUCAGUCUGCUAGUACUGUUGUACAUCUGUAGUUCCAGUUGCUGGGAACGCUGAGGCAGAUGGAUUGCUUGAAUUGAAAAUCAGCCUGGAAAAAGUAUAAUAAGAUCUUGUUCAAGUGCUUGUUCAAACUAAAUAAAUAUUCCCCAGGUGGUAGGUGACACAUAUCUCUCUUUCUUCCUUCUUCACAUAUACGCCGUACGUGUGUUUGCAUAACACACACACACAUACACACACACAUAUCUUUAAGAAAGAGAGUAUAGUAGUGAGUUGGAGGCAAGCCUGGGCUACAUGAGACUGUCUGAAAAAACAAAAUGAAACCAAAAAUAUAAGAUGUCUUUGCUAUCACUGAAAGGGGUGGCAGGCGGAUAAGUGUUGCUGCCUGUCCUCACUCAGCCAGCACAGUGAAUGGUGGCAAGCAUGCCUCUGUGUGGGUGGAGAGCCACCUCGGAAGACAGCAAGGCAGAUGGUACAGAAGCUCAGCCCCUGGUACCCACGGGACGCUUGAUGGUGCUGCUGCACUGGCCUGGGCCUGAGGGUGGAGAGCCCUGGGUCACCUUCAGCCAGACAUCUCUAACUGCAGAGGAGGUCUGCAUCCACAUAGCACACAAAGUUGGCAUCACCCCACCCUGCUUGAAUCUCUUCGCGCUCUAUGAUGCACAGGCUAAGGUCUGGCUGCCCCCAAACCACAUUCUGGAUACAUCCCAAGAUGUGAGCCUGAACCUCUAUUUUCGAAUGAGGUUCUACUUCCGGAACUGGCACGGCAUGAAUCCCCAGGAGCCAGCUGUGUACCGAUGUGGUUUCCCAGGGGCAGAGACUUCCUCAGACCGGGCAGAGCAAGGUGUACAGCUCUUGGACUCUGCCUCAUUUGAAUACCUUUUUGAGCAGGGAAAACAUGAGUUCAUGAACGAUGUGGUGUCUCUGCGGGACCUGUCUAGCGAGGAGGAAAUCCACCACUUUAAGAAUGAGAGCUUGGGCAUGGCCUUCCUGCACCUUUGCCACCUUGCUCUCAGCCGCGGCGUCCCCCUGGAGGAGAUGGCUAGAGAGAUCAGCUUCAAGAACUGCAUCCCUCAUUCCUUCCGCCAGCACAUCCGCCAGCACAAUGUGCUCACACGCCUGCGUCUCCGCAGAGUCUUCCGCCGCUUCCUGCGGGCCUUCCGGCCUGGUCACAUCUCCCAACAGGUUGUGAUGGUUAAGUACUUGGCCACCCUAGAGCGGCUGGCUCCUCGCUUUGGUUCAGAGCAUAUACCUGUGUAUCAUCUGGAGGUCCUGGCUCAGCCUGAGAGGGACCCCUGCUACAUCCAGAACAGUGAGCAGACCACUGGGGACCCAGGCCCAGAGCUGGCUUCCGGGCCUCCCACCCACGAGGUACUGGUGACAGGCACCGGAGGUAUCCAGUGGCAUCCACUGCAAAUGCAGGUGAGCAGUCACUGUAGCUGGAGCCCCUCAGGUGAGCAAAGUAACAGCAGAGGGAAUCCCCAAGGCAGCUGGUCUGGGAGGAAACCCAAGGCCCCUGAGACUGGAAAGCACCUGGCAGAGAGUCCUCAGGAACCAUCUUGGACCUACUUCUGUGACUUCCAGGACAUUUCCCACGUGGUGCUAAAGGAGCGUUGUGUGCACAUCCACCUUCAAGACAACAAGUGCUUGUUGCUGUGCCUCGGUUCCCAGGCUGAGGCCCUGUCCUUUGUGGCCCUGGUGGAUGGCUAUUUCCGCUUGACGGCUGACUCCAGCCACUACCUGUGCCAUGAGGUGGCACCCCCGAGGCUGGUGACUAGCAUCCAGAAUGGCAUCCAUGGGCCCCUGAUGGAUCCAUUUGUCCAGGCCAAGCUGUGGCCAGAGGAUGGUCUCUACCUGAUCCAGUGGAGCACCAGCCACCUGCACCGCCUGAUCCUUACGGUGGCCCAUCGAAACCCUGCUCCCAGUAACGGCCCUAGGGGCCUGCGCCUCCGAAAGUUCCCCAUCACACAGCAGCCUGGAGCCUUUGUGCUGGAUGGCUGGGGCCGCUCCUUUGACAGCUUGGGGGACCUACGGCUUGCCUUGCAGGGCUGCUCAUUACGGGCUGGUGACGACUGCUUCCCCUUGCACCACUGCUGCCUGCCCCGGCCAAGAGAAAUCUCCAACCUCGUCAUCAUGCGGGGGUCUAGGACCCACACCCGGCCACUCAACCUCAGUCAGCUCAGCUUCCAUAGGGUUCACCAGGAUGAAAUCACCCAGCUGUCCCACUUGGGCCAAGGCACGAGGACCAAUGUGUAUGAGGGCCUGCUAAGAGUUGGAGGCCCUGAUGAGGGCAAAGUGGACAGUGGAUGUCCCCCUGAACUUGGCGGGGCCAGUGUACAGCAGCUUCGAGUGGUCCUCAAAGUACUCGACCCCAGUCACCAUGAUAUUGCCUUGGCCUUCUAUGAGACUGCUAGCCUCAUGAGCCAGGUGUCACACAUGCACCUGGCUUUCCUGCAUGGUGUUUGCGUACGUGGCUCAGAGAAUAUCAUUGUGACAGAAUUCGUAGAACAUGGUCCCCUGGACGUAUGGUUACGGCGACAGAGGGGCCGAGUGCCCAUGACCUGGAAGAUGGCCGUGGCUCAGCAGCUCGCCAGCGCCCUCAGCUACCUGGAGGACAAGAAUCUGGUUCAUGGGAAUGUAUGUGGCAGGAACAUCUUGCUGGCUCGCCUGGGGCUGGAAGAGGGUACUAACCCCUUCAUCAAGCUAAGUGAUCCUGGUGUGGGCCAAGGGGCCCUCUCCAGGGAAGAGCGGGUGGAGCGCAUCCCCUGGACAGCUCCGGAAUGCCUGUCUGGAGGGGCCAAUAGCUUGGGUACUGCCACAGACAUGUGGGGCUUUGGUGCCACCCUUCUUGAGAUCUGCUUUGAUGGGGAGGCACCCCUACAGGGUCGUGGUCCCUCCGAGAAAGAACGGUUCUACACAAAGAAACAUCAGCUGCCUGAGCCCUCAUGCCCAGAGCUGUCCACACUCACCCGCCAGUGCCUGACCUAUGAACCAGCACAGAGACCAUCCUUCCGGACCAUUUUGCGGGACCUCACAAGACUGCAGCCACAGAAUCUUGUGGGUACUUCGGCUGUGAACACAGACUCACCAGCAUCAGACCCCACUGUUUUCCACAAGCGUUAUUUGAAAAAGAUCCGGGAUUUGGGUGAGGGUCACUUUGGCAAGGUCAGUCUGUACUGCUACGACCCAACCAAUGAUGGCACUGGCGAGAUGGUGGCUGUGAAGGCCCUGAAGGAGGGGUGUGGUCCCCAGCUCCGCUCAGGCUGGCAGAGGGAGAUCGAGAUCCUGCGGACGCUGUACCAUGAGCACAUCGUCAAAUACAAAGGCUGCUGUGAGGACCAAGGAGAGAAGUCUGUACAGCUGGUCAUGGAAUACGUCCCUCUGGGCAGCCUCCGAGACUACCUACCAAGGCACAGCGUCGGGCUGGCGCAGCUCCUGCUGUUUGCCCAGCAGAUCUGUGAGGGCAUGGCUUACCUGCACGGUCAGCACUACAUUCACCGAGACCUAGCCGCGCGCAACGUGCUUCUGGACAACGACAGGCUGGUCAAAAUUGGAGACUUUGGCCUAGCCAAGGCUGUACCCGAAGGCCACGAGUAUUACCGAGUUCGCGAGGACGGGGACAGCCCAGUGUUCUGGUAUGCUCCAGAAUGCCUGAAGGAGUGCAAAUUUUACUAUGCAUCUGAUGUCUGGUCCUUCGGGGUGACCCUGUAUGAGCUGUUGACAUACUGUGACCCUAGCCAGAGUCCCCACACGAAAUUCAUCGAGCUUAUCGGGCUCACCCAGGGCCAGAUGACCGUACUGAGGCUCACAGAGUUGCUGGAACGAGGAGAGAGGCUGCCUCGGCCUGACAGAUGUCCCUGUGAGAUCUAUCACCUCAUGAAGAACUGCUGGGAGACAGAGGCCUCCUUCCGGCCCACCUUCCAGAAUCUUGUGCCCAUCCUCAAAACAGCACAGGAGAAGUACCAAGGCCAGGUGCCUUCAGUGUUCAGCGUGUGCUGACAGUCAAAGGCAGGGGACAGCCACACAGAGGCCUCCACACACCUUGUACCUUACUCUGCCUGGAAACCCCACCUAUGACCUAAGUUUCCUUCUUUGGCCCUGAGGCUGGCCAUGACCUGAACAGAUCUGGGAUGUGCGAAGGGGCUAAUUGGGAUCCCUGAGUCUUUCCACAGUUGAGACCCACUAUCUUCACUAUCUGGAAAGAAAUCGCUUGCUUUGCUGGAGGCCCGAGGGCUCUGGGGUCCUUCCUCAGCAAGGAAGCGAGAGAGAUGUGCAGACAGAAUGACACUUCAAGCCGGGCUGUGAUAGCACACGCCUUUAAUCCCAGCACUUGGGAGGCAGAGGCAGGCGGAUUUCUGAGUUUGAGGCCAGCCUUGUCUACAGAGUGAGUUCCAGGACAGCCAGGGCUACACAGAGAAACCCUGUCUCAGAAAAGAAUGAGACUUCAAAAGAAGCUGCAACACUUCUGAUCACCCUAAACCACCAGCCAAGUGGCAGUGUGACUGGGAGAGCCAGUGCUUAGCAUGGGGGAAACCUGGGUUCUGUCCCUAGUUGGUUAAGCCACCAACUAGAUCAGUUCCUAGUAUAUAGGAGGCACACAGUAGCUGCUUGUUAGAGGCUGGGGAGAUGGCUUGUUCAGUGAACGGCAUACAAAAGUUCUUGCCUUGCUAGCAAGCACAAGACUGUGAGUUCAAUUCCCAGAACCCAUGUUAGCUCUGCGUGGUGGGACAUACUUGUUGUCCCAAUACUGGAGAAGUGGAGGCAGGCAGCUUUGUGGGGCUCCCUGGCAAGAAGGCUAGUCCAUUCAGUGACACUCAGGCCAACUAGAAUCCCUGCUUCAAAACAAAAUGCUGGAGCAGUGCCUUGGGAAGAAUACCCAGAGUUGUCCUCUGACCAAAGCACAAAUAUGUGCACACACACAUGCACAUACGUUUGCAUACACACACAGGAAGGCCAUUUGUCACAUAGGUAGGACUCUGCCAAUUCUACCCUUUCCUUCCUGUGUAACCUCAGGAAAAUGUCUUGACCUCUCUGGGCCUCACAUCUCAGCUAUGGGGAUGGUCAGGCUUUCUACCUCAUAGGGCCAAUGAUGGAUUGCAUUUAAAUUGCUUAGGAGAGGCACAGAUGCGUGUUUAAUAAAAUUUAUGUUUAAGCCGG
Messenger RNA from Mastomys coucha (southern multimammate mouse), 5537 nucleotides. RefSeq names its product tyrosine kinase 2 (gene Tyk2). The transcript has 23 exons. Gene Ontology annotation, biological process: cell differentiation; intracellular signal transduction; cytokine-mediated signaling pathway. Bases 792 to 4379 code for a protein of 1195 amino acids. NCBI's taxonomy places the organism in Eukaryota, Metazoa, Chordata, Mammalia, Rodentia, Muridae. Gene Ontology annotation, molecular function: ATP binding; cytokine receptor binding; non-membrane spanning protein tyrosine kinase activity. Gene Ontology annotation, cellular component: membrane; cytoskeleton; cytosol. The record is from RefSeq and is a predicted model, not a curated record.